Molecule: messenger RNA, 1256 nt
Organism: Calliphora vicina (urban bluebottle blowfly)
Lineage: Eukaryota; Metazoa; Arthropoda; Insecta; Diptera; Calliphoridae
Exons: 2
Coding region: 189-569 (126 amino acids)
Source: RefSeq, a predicted model, not a curated record
AAUAAUAUAAAAUUAUUAUAAAACAAAUUUUAUAAAAUCAAGUGAUAAACUAUUUGGCUUUGACCUUAAACUAAUAAAUAAAAAGAAGUGUUCAAACUGUUAUUUACAAAAUAAAAAAGAAUUUUUGAAAAUAAAUUUCAAAUUAUAUAAAAAAAACCAACAAAUUUAAUUAAUAAAAUUUAAAUAAAAUGGCUUAUACAAAAGUAUGUUGUUUAUCUAUGGCCUCUUUGGCUUUAAUCGUUUUAUUAACGGUUUUAAAUACCCCAACAACGGAAGCUGCCGUCUAUUCCCAACGUGCCAUAUUCCAUCCUGCACAUCCCGGUAAAUGUUUUGAUAAAUUCACCAAACGUGCCAUGUUGCCCAAUAAGGAAUAUAGACCUAAGGGUAUUUGUGCUGCCUUAACAUGUGACAUGGAACAACAAUUAAUAAAUGUUGAAACCUGUCCCACAAUUGAAAUGCCCGGCUGUGAAGAAUUACCCACCAAUCCUGCCUGGACAUUCCCCAAGUGCUGUCCACAAUUUAAAUGUACUGACUUUAAAACUGGCAAGGAAUUUGUGGUCUCAGUGUAGUUUCUUAAACACAAACAACAAAAUUCUACCACCAAACCCAACCAACCUCUCAUCAUGCCCAUUAACAACAAAAAAAAAUACAACAAAACAUUAACCUUUAAAAACAUCAACAAAACUACGUGAUUUUUAUUUAAAAUAACAAAAUAUUAUAUUAAUAUCUAUAUCUAUAGUUUGUAUAUAUAAAUCUUUUUAAUAUAAAUUGUAUGAAUGACUCCUUUUAUUUAAAUGUUAAUUUCAUGAUUUACUUUUUUUAUUUUAUAACUCAUUUCAUUUUUUAUACCUCAUUAUUUCUGUCUGCUCUGUUUUAAAUUAUUUAUUAUACUUUAUAUUUUUCUGUGUCAUAAAUUCAAAUUUUUAUUUUUAUCAUUUUAUUUCAUUUUUUUUUUAUUUUAAUUGUAUAUACUUUUAUUUUUUGUUUAUUAUUUCUCAUUGUGUGCUUGUGUUAAAUGUAUGUUUGUUAUUUCUUUUUAACUCAUUUUUAAUUUUUAAUUAUUAAAAAUAAAAGAAAUUGUAUUAAUUUUUAAUUUAUUUAACAAAAUAAAAACCUGAAUUGAUGAUCUUUGUGUGCGUUUUUAGCAUACUUUAUUAAUUUUGUAAAAAAUAAACCCUUUAGUUUUUAAGAAUUUAUUUUGAUAUAAGAAAAUAUUAAUAAACUGAAAAAACAACCAAUUUAAAAAAUUAAUGAAA